Molecule: messenger RNA, 2973 nt
Organism: Penicillium manginii
Lineage: Eukaryota; Fungi; Ascomycota; Eurotiomycetes; Eurotiales; Aspergillaceae
Exons: 2
Coding region: 1-2973 (990 amino acids)
Molecular function (GO): protein binding
Source: RefSeq, a predicted model, not a curated record
AUGGAGAGCCCGCCCAAAAUAGCUACACGCCCACCGAGUGGAAUUCCACGACCGGUCUCGAGAUUGCCCUUGCCCACCACCACCGCGUCGAAGUCGAUCCGCCCCUCACCGUCACGAGAUCGCCUACAAGCCGAUCCUGGUCUUGACCAUAGCCGCCUACGACGACCCUCGUACGAAUCGCUCCUCAAACCACCUUCGCGUUAUUCAUCCCCAUCGAAAACCCGUGACGCGGUAUCCCCUGCGCCAAACUCACCCGCCGGCCGAUUAGAUGGAAACGACAAGCUAGAAGAUGCGAGCUUGGUGGGGGAUGAAGAUGGCCAAGAAGCUCGCGGCCGUGUUCGACAGAUUCACCCAUCGCUAUCAGACCGAACAGUCGAGACGAUAUCGGCUAUUCCCCCAUCUCCGGCAUCAGUGAGACGACAGUCUAGUUUCUUCAAUGAAUCCAGCCCGAUGCGCUCUCCCUCCAAAACACCAUCGAAUGUCUCCAAUUACUCCAGAUCACCGUCGCGAUCAUCCUCAGGCCAGACGGAAGGAAACGAGUUCCUAUCACAACCUGUAUCCAAGCUCCGCUUGCCGUCUCGGAACCGCCUCUCGAUCGCAUCAUCUACACCCCUGUCACCAAACAAGACCUCGGCUGCCGUUGAAAGUCCGUCAAGAAUGAAGGCUCCAUCGACGAGACACAGCAUGGCAUUUGGCGGUGACCAUCCUUGGCACGACCCUCCGCAGGAAAACCAGCCCCGAAGCCUGUCAAGACUGAUAUGGGUCCCCCCCGAACGUCCACUCAAUGUUCGGAAGACCAGGAAGCCCCAGACAGAGUCACCAUCAGCAAUGAGAUCGCCGUCAACCGCUUCCAGAUACGUUUCCGCGGCAUCCAACUUCGCAGAUGAACUUACACCCGAGCAACAAGCGGAGCAUGAAACCAGGAAGGCUUCAAAGUCAUCGAACGCCCUACGUGACACCAUCGCCAAGGCCAAGGCAGCUCGAAAGGCAGCCGCAAAGAGUGAUACGAAUGACGAGAAGGAACCUGCACCACAAGUCAAGCCCGCAGAUUCAUGGGGUACCAUUGACGAAGACCCUUUCAAUCAGUUACCCAAGGGCUCCAACCCCGGCGUCAUACGAAAACGCGUGGAAGGUGCUCGUACCUCGGGCACAUUGAAUAUCGCCGCCCUUUCCCUAACAGAGAUCCCCCAGGAGGUGAUCGAUAUGUACGAAUUUGACCCCGACGCAACAAACUGGUUCGAGAAUGUGGACCUGGUCAAAUUCAUCGCAGCAGAUAACGAACUCGCCGAAAUCUCCGAUGCUACAUUCCCAGACGUGGACUCAGAGAAUCUUGACCCAGAGCGGGACGAACGAGCGCCUCAAUUCGGCGGGCUGGAGAGUUUGGAUCUCCAUGGCAAUGUGCUGCAGAGCCUUCCAAUGGGUAUCCGGCAGUUGCGGCAACUGCGCUCUCUCAACCUCUCCAACAACUCCUUUGAUAUGGAGAAGAUCGGAAUUAUUUUCGAGAUCCCGACUUUGGUGGAUUUGAAACUUGCAAAUAACAAGUUGGAAGGAUCCUUGACGGGAGAGAUCGGCCGCCUUAACCAAAUAGAAGCGUUAGACCUCCGCGGUAACGCUCUCACAUCAUUACCAAAGGAACUUGCUCAAUUAACAAACCUCAAGUUGUUGGAUGUUGGCGAAAAUCAGUUGACAUCGUUACCUUUUGCCGCGUUGAGCAAGGUUCCUCUGCGAACGCUCAAUGCACCUAAAAAUGCAUUGCAAGGCACCCUCAUCCCGGAAUCUGUCGACGUUCUUGGAAAUCUGCAGACGCUGAACGUUGCCGGCAACUCAAUCGAAGUAUUUGCUGCCAAUGACAACCUGGCGUUGCCAGAACUGCAGAGUCUCUUCAUCGGUAUAAAUCGCAUUAAAUAUUUACCCCGCAUAUCCGGCUGGCAGUCUUUGGCCGUUCUCUCGGCGGAGGAUAAUGGCCUUGCGGAGCUUCCAGAAGGACUGGUGGGACUUCAGUCACUUAAGAACGUCGAUCUUACCGGAAACAACAUCACUCGACUAGAUGAGAAGAUUGGUCUUUUGGAAGGCUUGACAUCUUUCCGAAUUGCAAACAACCCACUUCGCGAACGCAAAUUGUUGAGCAUGUCUUCGGAUGAAAUUCUUCUGGCAAUGCGCAGUCGUUGUGAGCCCGAUCCCCAAGACACGGACGAUGAAGGGUCUGUCGCGACGCAGUUUACGCUUGCCCCAGAGACGCCGGCGCUGGAGAGUGGCUGGCAGGUGAGAGCCGGUGGUCUUCUAGACAGAUCUUAUUCAGAGAUGACCGAGCUGGAGACCUGGAAACUGGAAAUGAUCGACUUGCAAGAGAUUCGCCGACUUGAAUUGCAGCACAAUGAAAUCUCUCGCUUCCCGGUAUCAGCACUGGAGAUGCUUGCGGAGAAUCUAACCGAGCUUGACCUUUCGCACAAUCCUCUGGACAGCGCCGAGCUGCUGUCUUCACCCCUUGAGCUCCCAAAACUCCAAACACUCAACCUCAGCGCCGCUGGAAUAACAUCCAUUGAAUCUCUCCUGGCCAACCUGAAGGCUCCAGCGCUGAAUGUCCUUGAUGUCUCUAACAAUCGACUGACAGGACCCUUGCCGCAUAUCCGCGAGAUCUUCCCAGAACUAAAGUCCUUCCUGGUCUCAGAUAAUCGGCUCGUUAGUCUGGACUUUGAGGCUGCCCAAGGUCUCCAAGUUCUGGACAUUAGUAACAAUGAUAUUGAAUCGUUGCCACCGAAGAUCGGCCUCUUGGCUGCGGAGCGUUCCCCUCGUAACUGGGGCACUGGCUCAGCGUUGAGACGGUUCGAAGUCGCUGGCAAUCGUUUCCGGGUUCCUCGGUGGCAGGUUGUUGCCAAAGGGACAGAUGCUGUGCUGCAGUAUUUGAAGGAGCAUAUUCCUGCUCAAGACAUGCCUGAAUGGGAAGAGGAUGAUGUCAAUGCUGACGAAUUCUAG